UUUAUGUUGCAGCAACGCUUGUUCUUUGGCAGAGAAAAAGGGGACGCGGAACUGCCGUGGAAAGGGCGAGAAGGGAAAGCAUAAGAAAGGAGAAAAAAAGUCCAAGCAUAAUUAACGAGCAUAAAGUGUGAAAGAAAGGCGAACCGCGACUGACCCUUGCGCCGCGCCGAACCGAGCAAAAAAUGGAGCUGAGCCAGAUGUACAAGAAGAAGAAAAACCGGUGGUCGAUUUCCAAAAUCGAGCUGCUGAUCGACCUGUGGGCCGAGCAUUACCGUGAGCUGAAAUCGUGCCGACGGAAUGACCACGUCUUCGUGAAGAUGAAACACAAGCUGGAGCGAAGCGGGUGCAAGGUGACGGUGGAGGACAUACGGAUCCGGAUCAAUAACCUUUCCGCCAAGUACAGGAAGGAAUCGAUGCUGACGCUGUCCGGUGGGUCGCCGUCGCGUUGGCCGCUCUUCAGCAAGAUCCACAACAUCCUGAGCAACGAUGCGGGCGGGCUGGACGAAACCGCCGAAACGCAGGAGGAAAGCAUGGAAGAGCCGCCGGAGAGCAAAACGAAGGUGUAUCAGCUGAAGUGUAACUAUCGGCACGAAAAUAUUGACAACUUUUUCACCGAUUUGUACUUCAAUCCUCGCUACGCGGAUGUAACACUGGUUACCUGUCACGAUGGUGAAACUUUCGCCAUUCCAGCGCAUCGCAUGGUGUUGGGCAAUUUCAGCAUGUAUUUCGCAAACAUUUUCGACAAGCUGAACGUGCCGCAAAACUCCAACACGUACAUCGUGCUGCCGGGCAGCAUAUCGCACCAGACGAUGCAAAUACUGAUGCAGUACAUGUACACCGGGCAGUCGUCCGUGCCGGAGUACAACGUGGACGAUGUGUUGCGCAGCGGCGAGCUGCUCAAGAUUCGCGGCUUCUGGAGCGAAAGCCGAUCGGGCGGCCAGCAGCAGGGCUCGGGCCUGGCGGGGAACAAGCGGCGCAUGCCGGGGGCCGAACCGCCGCGCAAGAUGCACUACCGCCAACCGGGUACCUCGUCGCAGGACAGCAACGACCAGGGGCGGGCGCCGGUGCUGCCCGGUCGAUCGUCGCUGAAAUCGGUCGACCAGCAGUCGGAGGUGGCGUCGGACUCUGGGACAUCGGCGAUGGACUCGCUCGAUGAGCAGAAGCGGCUCGCGAUCGCGGCCAUCCAGCGCGACCUGCACGCCAGCUCGAUGCGCGCGAUGGCGCACGGUGCGGCCGCACUGUUCAGCAGCGGCAGCCUGUCGGACGUGAAGCAGGAACCGACCGAAUGGGACGAUCUCGACGACGACAAUGACUCGGACGAGGACGUUAUGAUACUCCCGGAGGAGGUGGUCAAAUCGAAGCCGGCUGCCGACGGAAAGCCCAAACAGUCGCCACAAACUUCACAGGCAGUGCCGGACCAUUACUCUCUACAGCAGCAGCAGCAGCAGCAGUCACUACCGCAACCGCAGCCGCAGCAGCUACCGCCACAACUGCUGGCUGGUCAAGUGCCGAUAGAUAACGAUCUUCAGCAGCAACAAGUGCAGCAAGUGCAACAGCAGCAGCAGCAGCAGCCGCAGCAUCUGCCGGAACCCUCCCACUCAGCGCACCAGCAACAACCAACAGAAUCCUCAAUGAACUGCGAUCUGUGCAGUGCAUGCUUUACUAAUACCGAUGACUUACUGCAGCACAUCAUCAGCUUCCAUGGCGAUGCGGCGGAGGUGCUGCGCAAACGGAGCCGGAUGGCAGAAGAAGAAACGCCAAUAAACAACAUGCGUUGCGAAUUUUGCGGGAAGUUCUUCAUGACGGCCGUCGAUUGGGCACAGCAUGUGCUGCUGAUGCAUAGUGAUCGUACCGCCGAAUUGCAUCAACAGAUGGCUCAGUUUACCGAAGAUGCAAUGCCCAGUAUUAGCAAAAUUCGCUCCAUCGCCUCCUCCAGCUCGGCCGACUAAUGAUACUCACGGUGUUGGCGGGCCCGGGCGGAUUCGACGAAUUAGUGGUGGUCCCAGGGCCCGUGGACGGGACGAAAAAACACAAAACAAAAACGAAACAAACCUCGAUCGAACAAUUUUACGAUAUAUAUACUCCAUUUUAUCCUCUCCCCCUCUAAAUCCGUUUUUAUUUGUCAACCGGCUAUGAACGUUGCUUCUUGCAAAUGCAACACCCCCGUUUGCUGCGCAGCAAGGUACCGAGGUACAAGGCAGUACUCUACAUAUACAAAUGAAGUUACGAGUAGAAAAUUAUACAACACUCUAGGCUGUAAGGACUUGUAGUAGGAACUCUUAAAACAGUAGUGCAUAGAGCGAGCAGAGACACACAUUUGCGCACACCCACACAAACACGUCGAAAUAUACGUUUUAAUUAUUUCACAAUU
Messenger RNA from Anopheles arabiensis, 2371 nucleotides. RefSeq names its product protein bric-a-brac 1-like. Gene Ontology annotation, molecular function: protein binding. NCBI's taxonomy places the organism in Eukaryota, Metazoa, Arthropoda, Insecta, Diptera, Culicidae. Gene Ontology annotation, cellular component: nuclear body. The coding region runs from base 183 to 1949 and encodes 588 amino acids. The transcript is spliced from 7 exons. Gene Ontology annotation, biological process: positive regulation of DNA-templated transcription. The record is from RefSeq and is a predicted model, not a curated record.